Episyrphus balteatus (marmalade hoverfly) is the source of this 1245-nucleotide messenger RNA. It is a transcript of the gene Mdh2, whose product is annotated as malate dehydrogenase, mitochondrial. The coding region runs from base 115 to 1119 and encodes 334 amino acids. Gene Ontology annotation, biological process: tricarboxylic acid cycle; malate metabolic process. The record is from RefSeq and is a predicted model, not a curated record. Gene Ontology annotation, cellular component: cytoplasm; mitochondrion. The transcript has 4 exons. Gene Ontology annotation, molecular function: L-malate dehydrogenase (NAD+) activity. Lineage: Eukaryota; Metazoa; Arthropoda; Insecta; Diptera; Syrphidae.
AAAUUUUUCAUUUUAUUUCGCAUAACCUCUGUGUCGAAGGUCGGUUGUCGAGUGUAUCACUUUUAUCCACAUUAUUUUUCAAUUGCUCCCGCAAAUAAUUUAACGGUAUUAAAAAUGUUCAAGCAAGUUAGCAAACAAUUAGCUUUCCAAGCUACCAGGAACUUCUCCACCAGCAAACAAAGCAACUUCAAAGUAACUGUUUGCGGUGCUAAUGGCGGCAUUGGACAACCCCUGUCCCUGCUCUUGAAGCUGAACCCAUUGGUCACGCAAUUGAAUUUGUACGAUAUUGUGGGAACACCCGGUGUAGCUGCUGAUCUCUCACACAUUGACACUUCCAGCACAACACAAGGUUUCAAGGGACCCGAGGAAUUGGGAGCUGCCUUGAAAGGAGCCGAUGUUGUUGUUGUCUCCGCUGGUGUUCCUCGUAAACCAGGAAUGGACAGAGAUGACUUGUUCAACAUGAACGCUGGUAUUGUCAGGGAUAUUGCUGAUGCCGUUUCCAAAAACUGCCCAAAAGCUCUACUCGCCAUCAUCACCAACCCAGUGAACACCGUUGUUCCAAUUGCUGCCGAAGUUCUUAAGAAGAACGGCACAUACGAUCCAAAACGUCUUUUUGGCAUCACCACAUUGGAUGUUGUUCGUUCACGAGCAUUUAUUGGUCACGGAAACAACGUUGACCCACAAUCAGUAGAAAUCCCUGUCAUCGGAGGUCAUUCUGGUGUGACAAUCAUUCCAGUUCUGUCCCAGAGCCAGCCUAAAUACUCCAAAGAAAUCGAACCUCUUACUAAGAGAAUCCAAGAUGCCGGUACUGAGGUUGUCAAAGCUAAGGCCGGAGCUGGUUCCGCUACACUUUCAAUGGCUUACGCUGGAGCUCGCCUUGCCAAUUCCUUGUUGAGGGGAUUGAAUGGCGAACGUAAUGUCAUUGAAUGCUCGUACGUUGAAUCAACUGUCACAGAGGCACGCUUCUUCUCUACACCAGUUGUUUUGGGCAAGAACGGACUCGAGGAAAACCUUGGCUUGCCAAAAUUGAAUGAUUACGAAAAGAAACUUUUGGUUGAAGCUUUGCCUGAGCUCCAAAAGAACAUCAAGAAGGGUGUUGAUUUUGUUGCCAAGUCUUAAAGCGUUGUUGCAGUUUAACGGUAGUGUCAUGUUUCUUUUGUUAUUCUCUUGUCUGGUUUUGACUUGAAAAUUAAAGUCACAGAAAAAAUUAAAACGAAAAUAAAAGUGGAUAAGCGAAAAUAAAAA